Molecule: messenger RNA, 336 nt
Organism: Lactuca saligna
Lineage: Eukaryota; Viridiplantae; Streptophyta; Magnoliopsida; Asterales; Asteraceae
Source: the annotation of a GenBank genome assembly
AUGCGACAUUCCAAGAGGACAUUUUGGAGCCUUUUAAGUUCAUUCAUAUGUAAGAAGUUGUCAAACGAAACAUUAGAUGGAAGUAGCUUGCAACACAUGAAGACAUUGGUAAUCCGCCAAAAAGAAGCCGAACAUAUUCAUAUUCGAGUUCACAACAAAAUAUCAUCGGAUGGUCACAUUGACAUUGAUCUUAGUGAUGAUAACAACGCCAUCGAAGAAAUACGACACCUCAUCGUCCCACUGGAAGGGAUAAAGCAAAAGCUUGAGGGAAAGGAAAAGGAAAAGGAAAAGGAAAAAGAAAAAGAAAAGCGACAUCGUCAAAUUCUUCAGUCGUAA